CAGCCUGAGCAGCCUUGAAAAAGCAUUUCCAUGUCUGGAGGCAGGAGGAUGAAUCCUACAGCUCCUCAGACCUGGCCAUGGGCCGCAACCUUCGAGAAAAGGAUUUCGAGAAACUUCACAAAGCGGCCUCGAUGGGAGAUUUAGAGAAGCUGAAGAAAUACCUUCAACUCAAGAAAUAUGAUGUGAAUAUGUGGGACAAAGAAUACAAAACACCUUUGCACCUGGCCUGUAAGAAUGGAUAUAUUGUAUCUCUCUUAAUUGAAAAACAAUGCAAAAUAAAUGUUCAGGAUGAUGAAAACAGAUUCCUAGUGAUUAAGGCAGUACAGUGUGGAAAGGAGAUGUGCACCACUAUUCUUCCAAACCAUGGUGCAGACCCUAAUCUGAUGGAUUUGCAUUGUAAUAGUGCUCUUCCUUAUGCUGUCUGUGGUCAAAGUACCUCAUUAACUGAACACAAGGCCAAUCUUGAAGCUAAAAAUAAGGAUGGGUAUACUCCACUUUUACUUGCCAUUAUUGAAAAUAAUGUAGAAAUGGUAGAAUUUCUUCUGAAGAAAGGGGCCAAUGUGAAUGCUUCAGAUAAGACUCAAAGGUACUAUCAUUUGAUUGCUAAUAAGGAAGUUAAACAUCUAACUCUGAAGAAAUGACUUUGGGGGGGACUACCUGUGAUACAAAGUGGAAGAUAGAACACACUGUAUAUACUUUUCAUUGUGCUCCUUGCUGUAUCUUACACACAUAACAUAUGAUCUGGCUUCAGAACU
This is a messenger RNA of Tupaia belangeri chinensis (Chinese tree shrew), 755 nucleotides long. Its product is annotated as ankyrin repeat domain-containing protein 7. Gene Ontology annotation, molecular function: protein binding. NCBI's taxonomy places the organism in Eukaryota, Metazoa, Chordata, Mammalia, Scandentia, Tupaiidae. The record is from RefSeq and is a predicted model, not a curated record.